AUGGAUAAAAGAGCGUUUCUAGACCAAGAGCCUCCGCCUGGCUACGUUCCUGGCGUGGGACGUGGUGCAGUUGGAUUUACAACAAGUGCAAAUACCGCGAUCUCAAGGGUGCAACCAGGAUUUUUAAUCAACCAGGGUGAUGAUGAGGACGAUGGUAUAGAGAUAGGUGGAAAAUUUAACGAAGAGGAUGGUCUCCUUACCAGAGCAUCGAAAGAUAAAGAGGACGAAGAAGCUGAUAGAAUAUAUGAUGAAGUCGAGAGAAGAUUGAAAACAAAAAACAAACGCAACAAUGAGAUUGUUACACUUGAGGACUCAUCAAUUGUGGAGGGCAACUUUGCUGAUUUGAAAAGAGGACUUGCUACAAUUACUGACGACCAAUGGGAAAAUUUGCCUGAAGUAGGAGAUUUGACCAGAAGGAACAAGAGAACCAGGUUAUUGGAACAACAACAACAAAGAUUUUACGCAGUUCCCGAUAGCGUGAUAGCAGGUUCUUCGGCAAAUAAUACGCCUACUGAUUUCCAGUCCAUCUCUGAAGCCAGAGAUAAAGUGUUGAGUACGCAGCUCGACGGGUUGAUUGGCACUGUACAUGAAACCGUAGACUUAGUUGAGACUGAGCCUGAACAGACUGAUCAACAAUUUGCAGAUAUCAAGAAAGGGAGAUUGAUUCUUUCCUCAUUGCGAAAGACAGAACCUAAUAAACCAAAUUCGUGGAUCGCAUCCGCACGUUUAGAGGAGCAAGCAAAGAAUAACAAACUAGCCAAAAACUUAAUUGUGGAAGGCUGUAAAAAAUGUCCCCGAAAUGAGGAUAUUUGGCUUGAGAAUAUUCGUAUUCAUUUAAAAACUAAUGAUGGUCUCAAGAUAUCAAAGAUAAUAGUAACUGAGUCAUUGAACUUCAAUCCCAAGUCGGAAAAGCUAUGGUUGAAAGCAUUUGAAUUGGAAAACUCUUCUGAUAUAAUGUCGAGAAGAAAAAUAUUAAUGAAAGGGUUGGAGAACAUACCCACAAGUGUCCGAUUAUGGAGAGAGUUAAUCAACUUCGAAACGGAAAACGAAGAUGUCAAGAAGUUGUUAACAAAAGCAGUAGAAUUAUGUCCAGGUGAGUGGGAGUUCUGGUUGUUGCUUAUCAAUCUUUCAGACUACUCAGAGUCCAAGUCUAUUUUAAAUAAGGCAAGAAAAGCUUUGAAAGGUAACUUCAAUGUUUGGUUAACUGCAUGCAAACUUGAGGAAGGAGAAAGUGAUAAUAUUGAAGAUCAGAAAUUGAUAAAAAUGGUUGACAAGUCAUUUAAAGAAAUGUACGGAAACUCCCUCAAUGUACAAGAAUGGUUGACUUCUGCAGGUGAGAAUAAAAUAUUAAGGUCUGAUUGGAUAAAUGAAGCCUCAAAAGCAGAAGCAGAAGGGUAUCUUAAGACGUGCAAGGCUAUCGUAACCAACAUACUAAGCAACGAUGAAAGAAUAGACUUACCAGAAAAAUUUCUGUAUUGGUUCAAGGAUGCCCAUUUGUUAACCAAAAACACUCAUGUGGCAACUGCGAAGUUCAUAUAUCAAUAUUUGAUCCAAAAGUACCCCAAUAAUGUUGAGAACUGGAUAGAAUUAUUUGAUGCGUUAAAAUUAUCGGAUGAUUUAAAUCAGUUAUUUGAGUUUUAUGAGCAAGCAAUAGCGUUGAAUCCUAAGGAGGAAAUUCUCACAUUGAUGUGCUCCAAAGAUUAUUGGAAACUCAAGAAUGAUAUUGAAUCAGCAAGAUCAACUCUCAAGCAAGGUUUAGAGCGUUUGCCCUUUAAUGAACAGCUUUGGAUGGCAAGCAUUAAGUUGGAAGUAAAGACAUUCAAUUACAAUAACGCGGAGAGAUUAUCACUUGAGUCAAUUAAUAAGAUCCCAAAGUCUAACGCAAGAAUAUGGUAUAAGUACAUUCAUCUCUUGAGGUUUCUCAGACCAAGCGAAUCUCAAAAGCUAUUAGAACUUUCUGAACAGGCACUUGAGCUAUUUCCGAAUUCCUAUAAGCUUUAUCUUCAAAGAUCACAAAUUCUACUCCAAGAUAAUGAUAUUGACAAGGCAAGAGAGACUUUAGAUACUGGUAUCAAGCUUUGUCCUCCUUCUCCUGAACUAUGGGUAUCUAUGGCUCAUAUUGAUGAGGUGUAUUUGAAAGUUCUUAUCAAAGCCAGAUCCACAUUGGAUAGAGCAUUAUUGGCUAUUCCAGAUAGCGAGGAGAUAUGGAAUACAAAAAUAUGUCUUGAAAGAAGAAAUAAUGACUUGAUCACUGCCAGACAAUUAACCAAUAAGGCACUAAAGAUUUUGCCGAGCUCAUCAUUAAUUUGGUAUCAGUAUCUAUCCUUAAUCACAAAAUCUUCCCAAAGGAAGAAUGCAUUUCUCGAUGCUUUGAAAGCAACUGAUAACGACUCAUUCAUUUUACUAAGUAUUGGAAAAUUUUUCUGGUAUGAAGGUAAAUUUUCCAAGGCAAGGUCAUGGUUUGAAAGAAGUUUGGCAAGAGAUAAUCAGAAUGGUGAUUCUUGGACUUGGCUCUAUUGCUUCUUGAAAAGUUAUGGGACGAAGAAUGAACUUGAAGAAAUGUUGAAGAAGUUUGAAGAGAGUUCCGAAGACAUCAAUAAAGGAAGGGUAUGGUGUCAAGUUGCCAAAAAAAUAGAUAAUUUUGACAAAACUUCAAAAGACUUGCUACAGUUGACCGAGACAGAAGUAUUGAAAAGCUAA
Molecule: messenger RNA, 2700 nt
Organism: Suhomyces tanzawaensis NRRL Y-17324
Lineage: Eukaryota; Fungi; Ascomycota; Pichiomycetes; Serinales; Debaryomycetaceae
Product: U4/U6-U5 snRNP complex subunit
Exons: 1
Coding region: 1-2700 (899 amino acids)
Biological process (GO): spliceosomal tri-snRNP complex assembly; mRNA splicing, via spliceosome
Cellular component (GO): U4/U6 x U5 tri-snRNP complex; catalytic step 2 spliceosome
Molecular function (GO): protein binding
Source: RefSeq, a predicted model, not a curated record